AUGGAGGGCUUUGAUACCAUGGCCAUGCCGCCAUAUUUGGCCAGCCCGUUGUCCCUCGGCAAUCUCCAGGGUACCGACUAUCUCAAUGCCAUGCCAGGCCUAGAUCUCCCCGAUCACCGCUCAAAUUUUGAUUCCGAAACCUUUGUCAGCGACGAUCUCGCCUUCGCCCAAAACACCCUGCCGCACUCUUUGAAGCGCUUUCCCUCAGGCUAUGAUGACCCGUUUACUGAUAUGGUUGCGCCAUUUGACCCCGUGCCCCCGGAACAACCCCAGGAUUCGUCGAUCGACCAUAAUAACAAGCUCUUGAGUUUCUCCCUUCCUGUCUACCAUUUCACGUUGCUCGACUACUCCAUGCGACGGACUUCGCUUUCGGUGUCGGCCCAGCUACAUGGCAUGUUCUUCCUGGCCGAGUCUCCCUAUACAACCUCUCCCUCCGAGAACGCCCCGCCGCAGCAAGGUGCCGAAUUGACCUGCUAUCGCCGUAAUCUCUUCCAGAUUACGGGCUCCGUUACCUUACCCCGAGGGAUGCGCUACAUCAUGACUGAUCAGGGCGAUCGGAUCCCCAUUCUCGCCCAGGAACUCACCGUCUCGGCGACGGAAUCAGUGGAGGGGAAUCCUGUGAAAAUCAUCUCGGUGCCCUGGAAAACGCCUUCGGCUGCCGCUGCCAAUUCGGGCACCGUGCUCGAAGAUAACAGCACCGGCAGCGCCGCCAAGGUAGAGAAGGAGCCCCCGCCAAUUCCGCUUGAUAUCAUGGCGGGUCAGGACCUGGAUACUGACUACGCGACUUUCCCCAUCGCGUGGAAGCGACUACAGUUCCGUGUCGCAACCGCUAAUAACGGACGCCGUAAGGAGCUGCAACAGCAUUUCGUUGUUCGACUUAAGGUGGUUGCUACCCUUUCGACCGGGGCCAAGAUACCGAUCUCUGAGGUGCAAUCGGGUCCGGUUAUUGUUCGUGGCCGCAGCCCACGCAAUUUCCAGUCCCGAAAGGAUCUCCCACUGAGCGGCAGUGCUGCUGCGUCCCGAAAAAACCAGGCCAACUCGGCGGCUGCGCUCAACCGCACCCCGACGAAUGAAUCCGUGCCCCGUCGCGCAAGUGUGACACCGGCCAAGACAAAGGCUCCCUCUGGUACAGUGCAGAGCAGUUCCCCCGAGACCACUUCCCCACAGGUCACUCCCGACUGGACCCCCAUGCCCCAGUCAGCUUCGACUGCCGUCAUGGCCCACGCCCAUCAUGCGCUCUUCCCUCAUUCCAGCCCCGAGCAACUCUCUCAGGCUGCUGAUCCCCAGCGCCGCGUCAGUGGCACAACGGCCGCAGCGGCAGCACCGAUCAAUCUGUCUCUGUUGGAUGAGGAAGAUACCGCGGAUGCUGGCCUUCAUUUGGACCAAAAGAUCAUGCCACCCUACACCAGUGAACUCCAACAACAACGAGCCAUGGGGAUGGAUCAAUCUGCACAACCUCCAGCCAAGAUGCGCAAAUUAUCCCAUGGCAUCUCGCAGACUCCCUCGCGGAGUGCCACUUCAUCUCUGCCCUUGCUGGAGACUGCCAAUUUACCGCAACAGUUCGUCUCUUCGCUGCCCUUUCCAAAUGAGAGCACCGACUUUCUGUACGAAUACUUCCCUCUUGGCCUCGAUGACUGGCAGGCGCCUGUGGACGCUGUCUACCGGCCCCAUGUUGUGCACCAUACCAACAUGCCCGAGAUGAAAUUCGUGGGGGCAUCCAGAGGUCGCAGCAAGCGAUAUUUUGCAGCAGAGGAUGUUUUCUAG
Penicillium macrosclerotiorum is the source of this 1764-nucleotide messenger RNA. Its product is annotated as NDT80/PhoG-like DNA-binding family protein. Lineage: Eukaryota; Fungi; Ascomycota; Eurotiomycetes; Eurotiales; Aspergillaceae. The record is from RefSeq and is a predicted model, not a curated record. Gene Ontology annotation, molecular function: DNA-binding transcription factor activity; DNA binding. The coding region runs from base 1 to 1764 and encodes 587 amino acids. The transcript is spliced from 3 exons. Gene Ontology annotation, cellular component: nuclear chromosome. Gene Ontology annotation, biological process: positive regulation of transcription by RNA polymerase II; meiotic cell cycle.